AUGGAGAUAGCGGAAUUACAACAGGACGGGCUGAUUGGGUCACAUUUAGAACUGGACAAUAUUGUGUCAACCUUGUCAAGUAGAAGUCAGGGAAUGUUUCUGUGGGCAAGGCUAAUGUCAUGCUACCUCGAGUGCAAGGCAUUGUCACCGGAUGAACGAGAAGAAGCCAUUUUUACUGUUGAACUUGUCGAAGGCUUGGAAAGCCUGUACCAGAAGAUUCUGUUCAUGCUCCGAAGGGGGUACCGCAAGUCCGGAGAAAGGCUCAAGAGGAUAUUCUCACUGAUGUCCACCUCCACUUCGCGAUUGACGGUCACUCAACUUCGGAUUGCGCUGGCAAUUAAACCCGGGAAAGCUACUAAGCAAUCCCAGCUUAUCGAAAAUCUGGAACGAGACCUUCCUAUUAUAUGCGGAUCUCUCGUUGAAGUUUACCAUAGUCGCGUCCAGUUUGUCAUUACAACCCCAGAGCUACGAUUUAUUACUGAACCAUUCUUUGUCGAUCGAAGUCAAGCCUAUCAAGAGAACGCUAAUUUGUGUCUCUCGUAUGUCAUCUACGAUAUUCCAAAAGGACCACUAGGCAGCACUCGAGCUAAGGAAGAAACUACCAAGGAUUUGAACAAUAGAUUCCCGUUUCUUGAAAGAUCUCUUGCCUGGAUGCAGCACGCAACAGCCAGCUUGUCAGAACGAUCCAAUUUGUAUGGAGGGAACAACUAUGAGAAACUGCGGAUCCAGUUCCUGUCAUUGCUUUCCGCUUUCAUGGAUGACCCACUCUCCGUCACAACUUGGAUCGAGGCUGCAUGGUCUUUCAAUUCCAAGCCUGUGAUUGAUUGUCUUGUGUACAAAUUAUCCCCUGCAGACACCAUGGAUUCUACUCCAAGGGUCCUCGAAGAUGCGACCUAUAAGAAGCUUGGAGAUUUUGGCCACGACCUCAGAAAGUUGUGUGAUGAGUGGGAACACCUGCUGAAACACGACCCCGGCUCUAUCUGGCGCCCUAGUAUUACUGCAUUCACUAAAUCUUCGUUUUGGAGCAACACGACUGAUACAAUAGUUUCAUCCCUUGCCCCAGAAGACGUCAUGUCGUCAUCAAGAGAUAAUACAUCGAGCGUCAGUGGUCAUGCCAUUCUUGUGCAGUCUCAAAUAUCACACCAAACAGGAGUACUAGGGAUUGUGAUGGUUCUUCCAUCUAGGCAAGUUGACCAUUCAUAUAUGGCACUUUUUAAGAGCUUAUUUCCUUCACCGAGAGAAAAGUCAACUCUUUCGCCGCUUACCGAAGCUGAAGAGUCGAAUUUGAUUCAAUUUGCAAGUAAAGGGUGGAGUAUCAAAUACCAACAACGAUCUAUCCAAACAGAAGGCUUAAUACUCGAACUUGAGCAUGGUCUGUGCGAAGAUCAGGUACAAGAGUUACUCACACAGAGCAUUGCUUCCGGUCAGCCAGAUCGCUUCCCGUUCCCAAUAGCAUUCAGCAAGAGUCUCAAUCGUCUGCUUGUCCUUCGUACGCUCCUCACUCUGGAUAUCAAUACCUCGGAUGGAUAUUGUCUGAAAGCCCAGACGUUCCAACGGGACCCAAAAAACACACAUUCAUACUGUUCAAUCUUUUCUGACUCGGAGAAAGCACUCGCGUUCGUUUCGGGAAGAACCAGCAUUACUCAGGUUAUGCAACAGAAUGUUCAGAUCUGGAGUGAAGAAGACGAUUCCGGCAAAGAUGCCGAGUUCAGAAAAAGAGGUACAGUUACUGUAAGUUGGUUGAACCCUCGCGAGUCUUCGUCCAGUAUCUGUACUCCUGGCUUUAUCUUCCACCCGACUUUACCCUUGAUUGUGUUUGCUGAGUGGACGCAUGUGUCCCUGUGGUGGUAUAAUAAGCAUAAACGAAGUGAACGAACUCCAAUAAUUAGUGGCCCGGCUUCCCCACUUGAGUUCGUUGACAAAUGUGUACUUCUCUACACAAUCUGGAUUCAAGAGCAGGAUCGUCUUACGGCUGACGAGAAGAAGCGAAGUCAACGGAUGAAGGACAAAGGUCCCUACAGCGACAUUGACUAUGAUGACCCUGCUUCCUUUGACAACUGUGCCCCCUCGGUUCAGUCAUUCCCGGCCAUUGACCUUACGGAAGUGAUUAAUUCGGUGAUUUCUGUUCUCAGCAUCAGCUCACUCACGACCUUGCCGGCAGCUUCAACCCCAACUCUAUCAACGCACUCGACAACGUUCAGUUCGAAGAUCUCCGGUCUCAAGCUCUGGCAAGAGUCUUCCAAAAAUGCAGUCAUCCUUGAGAUAGGUGAGGAUGAUAGUUCAGAAAGCUGUCUCCUGAGCCAUCUCCCAAGGUUGACAAGUGGAGAAAAGACUUUUAUUUCCCUCCUUGGCUUCAUGGAAAAUGACAGGUGGUUGAAACUUGUUUGGAACAAAGGUCCACAAGAGUCAUACUGCCUCGGAGAUACGCCUCAUCCAUACUUACCUAGCAUCAUUUCGAGAAAACCAGAGUCAAUUGAAUACGAGGAUUGGGGCCGGAAAGCAAUCGAAGGGGCUCGCCCGCCGCUGAAAGCUUUGUUAGCCAACCCUAUGGGGACUUCUGCCAAGGAGCAAACCGAACAAGGUAGACAGUGGAGCACGUGUAGCAAUUGCAGGUAUGCAUGCCAAGCCCAUGGAAUUGGGAUCUGUCUUAACAAUCUUAUCCAGAAUGAGGAGAAUUAA
Mollisia scopiformis is the source of this 2679-nucleotide messenger RNA. RefSeq lists its product as uncharacterized. The record is from RefSeq and is a predicted model, not a curated record. The transcript is spliced from 3 exons. Bases 1 to 2679 code for a protein of 892 amino acids. NCBI's taxonomy places the organism in Eukaryota, Fungi, Ascomycota, Leotiomycetes, Helotiales, Mollisiaceae.